UGUUUAAAAACCGAACAUUGAGGAGGUAGGGUCGUACACUGCAUACUUAUAUAUUUACUUAAAGUUAGCAGAUUUGACUUUUUUUAAGAUGCUAAACUAAUGAGACACUUCUCGAUCUUCGAAAAGUGAAAAAGUUCCUAAUUUAUACAGAUACAUUUUUUAAAUAUAUACGUCUCAUUAACAUAACCGAAAGGGUUAGGUAUUGCUUUUAUAUAAAUCGCUUCAAAGACAACACUAAUCACUAUGGUAUUUCAAUAUUUAUUGAUUUGUAAAACAAAGUUGUGUCAUUUCACAUUCCUAUUUAGUUUAUUUUUAUUGAGCAUUUUCCAAAUAUUUUCCCAAAAUACCAUCAAAAACAAUAAAAUCGUGAAAAAAGAUUUACUUUAAAAUGGGUUCUCGACAAUUAUAUGCCUGUGAUUAUGAGGUAUUCGGUAAAGUUCAGCAUGUAUUUUUUCGCAAAUAUGCCGAGAAGAAAGCCAAAGAAUUGGGUCUACAUGGCUGGAUUAUGAAUACUCAAGAUGGCACAGUUAAAGGAACCAUUGAGGGAACACAGAACGAAUUGGGAAAUAUGAAAGACUGGUUGUCUACGAAGGGCAGUCCAAAAUCAAGUAUUGACAAGGCAAACUUUACAAAUUUGAGACCUAUUCAUACAUAUUCAUUUAAAACAUUCGAAAUAAAGAAAUGAGUAAUUUACUAUUAUAAUGCUAAACUUGUUCUUAAUUGGCGUGGACUUAUUUAUUUUGUACGAAAUUUUCAAUUUCGGAACGAGUUCUAUUAAGGAAUUUUAGAGUCAACACUAUUUUUAUAGAAAAUUUAUGGAACCUGUUAUUUCGUUAAAGUUCCAGAAAAAAAUCAGAACUGUAAUUCUGUAGCAUAUAUGUAAAUUCGAUACUCGUUCAAUGAGUUUUCUUCGAUAUUGUCAAACUCGGAAUGUUCCAGAGAAUGGGUUCAAAAGUACAGGCAAUGUCACUAGUUUUAAAGUUGCUAUUCAAGAAUCUGAACUUUUUCUGGAAGAAAUUGUGUUAAAACUAUUUCUCGAUCAGGAAUAAUAAUUGAUUUUUGAUCGAACGAUCCAGAGAACGGUUAACCUUCGAUAUCACUACUUAUCAAGGUUGCUAUUUAAGAAUCGGAGAUACUUAUUUUAACACUCAUUCUAGAUGUAGACGAGUAGAAAUUGACUUCCUCGGAAUGGUCUGAUUAAAUUUAGAAAUUUUAGAAUUAAAAUAAGAAAUUUAAGUUUAAAGAAAAUAAAAUUAUUUUUAAGUUCAUAUGUAAUAUAAUCGGAAACCCAACUAUAUAUAACCUUAACAAAUCUCUAAAAUUUAGCUUAAUUUUCCAUUUUAAUAAAUACUACAUUUUAUUUUACUUUCUAUUCUGCACCCACCAUUUUGUUUUAAUUUUCUUUUUAUUUAUUUUAUUUCUAUAUUUCUCUUUUUUUGCUUUUAAAAUAAAUCAUCA
Molecule: messenger RNA, 1458 nt
Organism: Lucilia sericata (common green bottle fly)
Lineage: Eukaryota; Metazoa; Arthropoda; Insecta; Diptera; Calliphoridae
Product: acylphosphatase-1-like
Exons: 1
Coding region: 389-685 (98 amino acids)
Molecular function (GO): acylphosphatase activity
Source: RefSeq, a predicted model, not a curated record